AACAGCUAUACACAAACUUACACAAACAGAUGUUUUACAUUCACGGUAGCCCUGUGUUACAAGUGGUAUCCCUGUGUUUCUUCGAAACCAAACAAGAUGGCGGCCAACACCGUGGCGAAAGGGAAGGGAAGUUUGAGGAAAGCUUUGGCAAAAAAGAAACUAGCAGCUCCAUUUACACUUAAAUGGCCAAGAUUAGAACAAGAGCACUGUAGCGAGAUACUUGAAGAAAUAACGCAUAAAUUUCCACCUUGUUUGAAAAUAAAGCCAUUCUCAAAAAAGAAGCAAAAGAUGCUAAAAACAGAAAGAGCCAAAAGUUACAUUAAAGAUAUGGAAAAGCAAAAAGAAGUAAGAAAGUACUUUGUAUUUGGUAUCAAUGGAGUCACAAGAGCUCUUGAAAAAGACCAGCUUUCACUUACAUUGGUCUGUCGAUCAAUUCAGCCUGAGACCAUGACACAUCAUCUAUUGUUGCUAGGGGCAACUCGACAGACUCCAAUUCUUUGCUUACAUCAACUAAGUCCGACACUUGCUCCUCUACUGCGACUCAAACGUGUAUCAGCCAUAGGAUUUAGGAAAGCUGAGCAAUCACCAUUCACUGCCCUGGUGGAAUUUAUUAAGGAAAAGGUUCCACCAAUUGAAGUACCAUGGCUAGAAGUGGUGCCUGAACAUCAAGAUGUACAAUCUGUCCAUACGGAUUCUUCUACCAAGAGCCCUAAAGAAAAGGAUCUACAACUAUGCACCAAGAAAGCAAGCUCUUUGUUAAAAAAAAUGGCCACAGAAAAUGACCUUUUGUCACAAGAAUCCGCCAAGAAAGAUAAUAAUUUAGAAUGUCCCUCAAAGGAAUGGGGCACAACUCUUCCCAGCCUAGACGAUAAUCAGUCUUCAGACCAUUGUAUGGUUGGAAAGAAACAAACACAAAUGACAGAAAGUAGUUCACUUGACACCAUGACAGCUUGUGUGAAAAACUUGCAAAGUAUCAAAAAUGAAGAAAGCACAGAUAGUGUAACUGAGAACUCAUCCUUGAUAACCAGAAAUGAAUCAUUGACAUAUAGAAAAAGUGAAGAGGAGUCCUUUAUCCCUAGUAAACGACUAAAGUUGGAUCAAGAGAAUAGAAGUGAUGAAAAUCAUGAAGAGAAAAUAAAUAAGGAAUUAGUGGAAGAUGAGAAGGCGCCUGAUAAGGGAACAAAUAGUGAAGACACUCCUUUCAAAAGAGGUAGUUCUGAAGAAUUCCCACAUGCAAAGAAAAUAAAAGUUGAGAAUGACACAGAAGGUCAGUCAACACAUGAAAAUGAGGAGAAGGAAAAAGAGGUACAAUUUGAAGAAAAAGGUGUAGAAGUGCCAGUGGAUAAGGACUUAGACUCUUUUGCCAAAACUAUGGCAAAAAUGAGUAGUAAACUUCUGAACAAAGGAAAAAAAAGAAAGCAAUCUUACAAGCCACCUGUUGUGAAAAGUGUAGAACCAAACAAAAGUAAGAAGAAGAAGAAGAAGAAGCUUUGAGUUGGUGUUUUUUUAACAUACAUACAUUUAGAAGUGAAUAUUCAAACUUUAACAGGAUUUCAAAUUAAAGUUAACAUAUUUUAGUGUUGGCUAUUGGUUGUGCAAUCUUAUAAAGCCACCUGUUGUUAAAAGUGCAGAACCAAACAAAAAGAAGAAGAAGAAGCAAUGAGUUGAUGUUUUUUUUAACAUACAUACGGUACAUUUAGAACUGAAUAUUCAAACUUUAACAGAAUUUCAAAUUAAAGGUAACAUAUUUUAGUGUUGCCGUUUGUUGUGCAAUACCCAUUUUACUAAAAGUAAACAACUUUAAUAAAUUCGCCAAUUUCAA
Molecule: messenger RNA, 1822 nt
Organism: Nematostella vectensis (starlet sea anemone)
Lineage: Eukaryota; Metazoa; Cnidaria; Anthozoa; Actiniaria; Edwardsiidae
Exons: 5
Coding region: 97-1494 (465 amino acids)
Biological process (GO): tRNA 5'-leader removal
Cellular component (GO): nucleolar ribonuclease P complex; ribonuclease MRP complex; fibrillar center
Molecular function (GO): ribonuclease P RNA binding; ribonuclease P activity
Source: RefSeq, a predicted model, not a curated record